Messenger RNA from Hyla sarda, 4041 nucleotides. It is a transcript of the gene ANPEP, whose product is annotated as alanyl aminopeptidase, membrane. The transcript is spliced from 21 exons. NCBI's taxonomy places the organism in Eukaryota, Metazoa, Chordata, Amphibia, Anura, Hylidae. Gene Ontology annotation, cellular component: cytoplasm. Gene Ontology annotation, biological process: peptide catabolic process; proteolysis. Gene Ontology annotation, molecular function: zinc ion binding; peptide binding; metalloaminopeptidase activity. The record is from RefSeq and is a predicted model, not a curated record. The coding region runs from base 565 to 3480 and encodes 971 amino acids.
GGUUAACUGUGAAUAUGUGCUGUUCAGGCAGUAGGUCAGGUUACUUGCAUUUAUGUUGAGAGAAAUUCUGCCUACCCUGUUUCUAAUUUUGAGAGAGUAAGCGAGAGGAAGAAGUGGAACUUAUUUGGUGUAAUAGAAGAGUCAUCCUCACACUUUGUUGAGUGUGUGUUGGAGUUUAUGUGGGAGGACGAUUGCAUUGCAGAAGUUUGGACAAUCACAAAAGUCACCCUGGUCCCAUGAGCAGAACUUUUUACAGACAGAAGAGAACUUUCCUGGACAUAGCCCCUUCUGAUGGGACACAGCAAGAAUCCUCUAUGUUUGUAAAUCUCCGAAACAAAUUGACAAAGGUGUACUGUACACAUCAGCUACGUAUUAACAGACUGGUUUGUCAAAGUGAAGGACACGGGCUGGAGAUUGGGAUAGACAGUUCAUCUGACCGACUUGCAACCUUUGCCCCAACUAGUUACAAAUUAACUGAAGUGAAGUGUGAACUCCUACCCCUGGAGUGUGAGGAGGUAUAUAAAGGACAGCAUCUCUUUUCUCUAGUUCUCUAGUUCUUACACAAUGGGCAAAGGCUUCUAUGUGAGCAAGCUUGUGGCCUUUGUGGCCAUCUUCUUUGCCAUAGCGGCAGUGGCUACAAUAAUUGCUCUAGCAGUUGUUUAUGCGAAUGAGAAGUCCAGCAAUGAUAAGGCAGAAAAUGGAGGAACCACAUCAACGACCACGACGACCACCACCGCCUCCUCUUCAUCUAGAACCACAUCAUCAGUAAAUCCUGCAACUACAGCUCCUGCAUCCAAAGAACCAUGGGAUAACUAUCGGCUUCCAAACCAACUUACACCACAACACUAUGAUGUUGACCUCAGGCCCAUUUUAACAAAAAAUAAUGAGGGGCUCUAUAUCUUUCAUGGGGAAAGCAAGGCUUAUUUCACAUGUAAUGUAGCUACAGACACUGUUAUUAUCCACAGCAAAAAACUCAACUAUACUGUAGAUCCAGUGCUGACUGAUGCAGACAACAAUAAUAUCCCCAUCAUGCAUUUUUUUAAGGUAGAGAAGACUGACUAUUUAGUAUUGCAUCUCAAUGCUAACUUGUUACCUUUAAAAAAAUAUAUUCUUCACACAAUAUAUACGGGAGAACUGGCUGAUGAUCUGGCAGGAUUUUACCGCAGUGAAUAUGUAGAAGAUGGUGUGACCAAGAUCAUAGCCACUACUCAAAUGCAGGCUCCUGAUGCAAGGAAGGCAUUCCCCUGCUUUGAUGAACCGGCAUUGAAAGCUACUUUCAACAUCACCCUAAGACACAAGCCGAAUUAUGUGGCACUGUCAAACAUGAAUGUUUUAAGCGUGAGUACUGAACAGUGGGGAAGUGAAGCCUGGAACAUCACAGUAUUUGAAAAAUCCCCAAAGAUGUCCACCUAUCUAGUGGCUUUUAUAGUUUCUGAGUUUGCAUCUGUUGGUGAUGAAAGGGUUAAAAUCUGGGGUCGUAAAAAAGCAAUUGUGGAUGAGAAGCAAGGAGACUAUGCACUGAAUGUCACUAGACAAAUUCUGGAAUUCUUUGAGGAAUAUUAUGGCGCACCUUACCCACUUCCAAAAUCAGACCAGGUAGCUCUCCCGGACUUCAGUGCAGGAGCCAUGGAGAACUGGGGACUUGUCACUUACAGAGAGACUGCACUCCUAUAUGACCCUUUUGAAUCUUCCAUUGGCAACAAGGAGAGGGUACUCACAGUAAUAGCCCAUGAGCUGGCACAUCAGUGGUUCGGGAAUCUUGUAACAAUUCGAUGGUGGAAUGAUCUUUGGCUGAACGAAGGUUUUGCCUCCUAUGUGGAAUACUUGGGAGCAGACAAAGCAGAAGACACUUGGAACAUAAAAGACUUGGCUGUGCUGUACGAUAUACACAGAGUGAUGGCUGUUGAUGCAUUAGCCUCUUCUCAUCCGCUCACUUCAAAGGAAGAGGAAGUGAACACUCCAUCAGAAAUAAGUUCACUUUUUGAUUCCAUCUCCUAUAGUAAGGGUGCAUCAGUUAUUCGGAUGUUGUCUUCAUUCCUCACUGAAGAACUCUUUGUAAAGGGCCUGCAAGCCUACCUUAAAGAAUUUGAAUAUGAAAAUACAGUGUACAAUAAUCUGUGGGAUUCCUUACAAGAAGCCUAUGACAAUGAAACCAAUAGAGUUUACCUUCCGGACUCGAUUGAAAGGAUCAUGAACACAUGGGUCUUGCAGAUGGGUUUCCCAGUGGUGACAAUAAAUACAGCAGAUGGCUCUCUAAGACAGAAACAUUUUCUUUUAGACCCCAACUCAACAGUCACUCGGCCAUCAGAAUUUAACUAUACAUGGCAUGUUCCUAUUUCAUUUCUCACCAGCACAAACAAAGUAGGAAACAUCUGGCUAACUAAAGAAAGCGACACAAAUAACUCGCUUCAAGUAACUGGAAAUGAAUGGCUGCUGGCAAACAUCGAUGUGACUGGAUACUACAGGGUUAAUUAUGAUGACGGAAACUGGAACAGAUUGCUUCAGCAGCUGAACGAUAACCCUAUAGUCAUUCCUGUUAUAAACCGGGCUCAGAUCGUUGAUGAUGCAUUUAAUUUAGCCAGAGCUCAGAUAAUAGACAAUACAAGAGCGCUUGAAACAACUAAAUUUCUCUCCAAGGAUGUGGAGUACAUGCCAUGGCAGGCGGCCAUCAGCAGUCUAAGUUACUUUACACAGAUGUUUGAUCGCUCAGAUGUGUAUGGGCCGAUGAAGGCGUACAUGAAGCAGCAGGUUACACCUCUGUUUGAGUAUUUUAAAAACAAGACAAAUAAUUGGACUGUCAGACCUACAACUUUAACAGAACAAUACAAUGAAAUAAAUGCAGUCAGUUUGGCUUGUACUUAUGGAAUCCCAGAAUGUGGACAAAUGGCCAUUGACCUUUUUAAUGAUUGGAGAACUACAAAGCUCAAUAAAAUUCAUGCAAAUUUGAGGUCCACCAUUUACUGCAAUGCCAUAGCUCAAGGGGGAGAAGAAGAGUGGAAUUUUGCAUGGGAACAGCUCAAUGCCACCACCAAUGCACAAGAGGCUGACAAACUCCGGGCUGCUCUGGCAUGUAGUAAGGAACCCUGGAUUUUAAACAGACUCUUGGAAUAUGCCUUGACUUCAAACGGGAUCCGCAAACAAGAUGCCCAGUCUACAAUUACCAAUGUUGCUAAUAAUGUGGUAGGCCAGAGCCUAGCCUGGGACUUCGUUAGAGCCAAUUGGGUAAAACUUCUUAAUGAUUUUGGAGCUGGAAUGUCCUUUGGUAAUCUGAUUUCUGGAAUCAGUAGAAGAUUCAACUUAGACUUUGAUCUACAGCAACUCAAUGAAUUUAAGAGGAUUAACACUGAUAACAAUGUUGGCUUUGGCACUGGAGCUCGUGCUUUGGAACAGGCUAUAGAGAAGACACAAGCUAAUAUCAUCUGGGUGAAUCAGAACAAAGCUGCUAUAAAGGCAUGGUUUGAGAGUGCAGUUAUACCUUAAAGGACAUAAACACCCCGGCACACUUGAGAAGUUUACAGACCACAUGUGCCUUCUUCAGGAUUUGCUUGUGCGUCUUCAUAUUGUAUAAAACAACAGAGAAAAAAGUGAUACUGCGGAGAUCUGAUUUAUGUCAGAUAUGAUUACUUCUGCUAGAUUGCUCUUCAUCAGUUUUCUAUGAAUUUCUUUUUUGAAGUGACCGAGAAACCGAUAUUUGCCAAAAUGUAUUACCAUUUACAUACAUCUAUGACUUGAGCUUAGGUUCCAAAGACUUUUCUGUAUAGACAAUGAGGAGCUUCCAUUUAUUGCUCAGGGUCUACAAGUGCAGGCCAUGGAUUGGUCUGCUCUCAACAACAAAAAAAGAAAGAAAAAGUUAAUUCUUCUUAGACAUAGGGGAUUAUUUACUAAGAGUGGAGUGUAGUUUUCUUUGUGGAUUUUGAUUUCCGACAAGUAUUUUCCCAAGGUAUUAACUAAGGUUUCCCUACAUUUUGCACUUUUCCCUACAUUUUGCUUUUUUUUUUUACAACUGUUCUGAUCUGUCGGGUUUUCCUCAGCUCAAAUCCA